GAGACCAUGAAGUUAUAGUGCCGCCGAGCUCCCCAAAUUCCCAACCAUGAUCAACGCAUUCCUGGUCUUCAACGGCCAAGGCCAACCGCGGCUCACCAAAUUCUACACCCAACUGGACACCUCCAUCCAACAACGCCUCAUCUCCGAGAUCUUCACGCUCGUCUCCAACCGCCCGGCCGGGUCCUGCAACUUCCUGCCGCUGCCCCCGCUCCUGGCGGCGUCGUCAACGAGCAGCACGUCCUCGUCGGCGCAGGAGCAGAACGACGUGCCGUCGCUCGUGACGUACCGCAGCUACGCGACGCUGUACUUCAUCAUCAUCUCGACGGCGACCGAGUCGCCGCUGGCGCUGAUUGACCUGAUUCAGGUGUACGUGGAGGCGCUGGACCGGCUGUUCGAGAACGUGUGCGAGCUGGACCUCAUCUUCAACUUCGAGACCCUGCACGCCACGCUCGGCGAGAUGAUCGUCGGCGGCGUCGUCGUCGAGACCAACAUGGACCGCAUCGUCGCCGGCGUGCGGGCGCAGGGCACCGUCGCGAAGCGGCCGGUGAACGAGGGCCGCUCGGGAGGCGGGUUGGGCGCGGGGCUCGGCGCGGGGCUGGGCAUGGGGGGCAUGGUCUGGCCAUCAGGGAGGUGAUAUUGACGGGUAAAAGGUGGGUUAGAACACUGGGUGGAAUUACAGACGGCCGUGGGUUGGGCAGACAAACGCCAACGCGUGAGAAGCAGCAAGCCGGCCGAGGUCGCAAAAAGCGGAGAGCCACUGGCAUUCUACAUUCAUGUCCAUGGGCUAAGCAACCAUGCGCUCGUGGCCGGGUAUCCAACGCCAAACUCCAGGUGGUGGUGGGACAGGUAUGAUACAUGGAAGGGUGAGAGUGGACAGGCACACUCCAGGCAGCGCAAUGCCCCGGUCACUGCCUGCCGGACUGGGGCUUAUCCUUCAGCUUCCUCGACUCCUCGGUGAAGACACCGAAGAAGCCCCAAAAUCUCUCGCGCACCUGAAUCGAGAAUCAGCCGCGAGCUCGCAAAGGAAGACGGGAAAUAGGGCGGCCCUACCGAGUCAAAUGGCGUCGGCACGUCCUUCCAAUCCAUGAAGAGCACCAUGUAUGAUACCGCAACUGAGAGCAAGGGUCAGUAAGGACCCGGAGUAUAUUGGGGACGAAGAAA
Messenger RNA from Thermothielavioides terrestris NRRL 8126, 1161 nucleotides. RefSeq lists its product as uncharacterized. The record is from RefSeq and is a predicted model, not a curated record. Lineage: Eukaryota; Fungi; Ascomycota; Sordariomycetes; Sordariales; Chaetomiaceae. Gene Ontology annotation, cellular component: intracellular membrane-bounded organelle. Gene Ontology annotation, biological process: protein transport; vesicle-mediated transport. Bases 47 to 634 code for a protein of 195 amino acids. The transcript has 2 exons.